This is a messenger RNA of Scleropages formosus (Asian bonytongue), 1178 nucleotides long. RefSeq names its product alkB homolog 1, histone H2A dioxygenase (gene alkbh1). Gene Ontology annotation, molecular function: oxidative RNA demethylase activity; ferrous iron binding; broad specificity oxidative DNA demethylase activity. The record is from RefSeq and is a predicted model, not a curated record. Gene Ontology annotation, biological process: oxidative RNA demethylation. Bases 1 to 1155 code for a protein of 384 amino acids. Gene Ontology annotation, cellular component: cytoplasm; nucleus. NCBI's taxonomy places the organism in Eukaryota, Metazoa, Chordata, Actinopteri, Osteoglossiformes, Osteoglossidae. The transcript has 6 exons.
AUGGCAAAGAUGGCUGCUUCGGUAGUAGAACAUGGACAGGAUGCUUUUAAGAAUUUGUUUAAAUAUUACAAACGUAGAAAUCCGCCGCCAGAUUUCAGCAACGUCAUAGACUUUUCUAAAGGUGUGAGCACUGACAAGGUUUACCCUGCCAAACUAAACUUUGCUGCAUUCAGUGAAAGGGAUGCGCGGAUGGUGGGACUUCGGCCAGUCCAAGCCUGGAGGGCCUUUGGUCUUGAAGGUUAUCCAGGUUUCAUCUUCAUCUCAAACCCAUUUCUUCCUGACUCACAGCAGUACUGGGUGAAGCAGUGCCUUAAGGUCUACCCACAAAAACCCAACGUGUGCAACCUGGACAUGCACAUGCCUGCUGCAGAGACAGCAGACAUCUGGGAGAGGAGUGCAGAGCUGAUAAGGAAGAAAAAUGGUGGAAAAUCUGAGCCCAGAACACUACUGGAGAGGCUCAGGUGGGUGACACUGGGCUACCACUACAACUGGGACACUAAGACCUACUCAGCAGAGCACCAUAGCUCCUUCCCUGCAGACCUCAGCCGCAUGUCCCAGCAUGUGGCUGCAGCCUGUGGGUUCCCAGCAUUCAGUGCAGAGGCAGGGAUCCUCAAUUAUUACCGCUCUGAUUCUUCCCUUGGGAUCCAUGUGGACGAGUCCGAGCUGGACCACACCAUGCCACUUCUGUCUUUUAGUUUUGGACAGUCUGCUGUCUUCCUCCUGGGAGGAGCCAAAAGGGAAGACCCUGCCACCGCAAUGUUUACGCACAGCGGUGACAUCAUGGUGAUGUCUGGUGCCAGCCGUCUACUUUAUCACGCCGUGCCUCGCAUCCUAGCCCCACCCACUGUUGCCCCCACUUCGCCAGGCCUUUUCAAGCAGUCUCACAGACUGCAGCAAGACAUCUCAGAGGAUUCGCUGGUCCACAACAUAGAAGAGGGAGACUGGGAGGUGUGUGAGCAUUAUCUCCGAACAUCCAGGCUCAAUGUAACUGUCAGGCAAGUGCUGGGACCUGGCCAGGCUUUUCCUUCACAGACUCUAAACAAGGUGACCUUGUCUUCAUCCAGAGGGUCCUACCAUCAGGAUGAGAGCACAGAGGAUGUAAACAUAAAAACCAAAAAAAUGAGGAAUAACACUGAUUGUUCUACUGAGUCAUAAUAUUUUCACUAUGAAACUCUCUC